AUGCCGCGCAUCUAUGCGCCCAUCAAGGCUAAGAAGCGGCCCACGCCCAGAGGACUCAUGGAGGCAGCUGCGCGGAGCGAGGACCCAGUGCAGGAGAUGCUCUCGGCUGCAAACCCUCUCUAUGGAAUGGGCACCCACCGCUCCAACCAGUGCAAGGAGGAGGCGCGCACACCGGGGCCCGGAGCGUACAGGACGCUCUCGACCUUCCCAAACUCUCACAAAGACGAGGUCGCGAACCACAACAUCUUUCAGCGUGCCCCUCGCGGGUUGCUGAGCGGAAGGGCGCGAGACUUCGGCCGUGUCGCCGACAUCUCGAAUCCGUAUUUGAUAGUCCCACCAGUGGUCACUAUGUUCCAUGAGCAGGUCAGCGGACAGGAGCCGAAGAGGAUGUCUGCUGCGAAGAACACCAUCAACACCAUGCCGCCCUGCAGUGCGAACCACAAGAUCCUGAAAGGACACGGCGGGACCAUUCCAAGAGGUCAUGGCCUCCCCUUCUGA
Symbiodinium sp. CCMP2592 is the source of this 498-nucleotide messenger RNA. The record is from the annotation of a GenBank genome assembly. Lineage: Eukaryota; Dinophyceae; Suessiales; Symbiodiniaceae.